AUGGAAAAGCUGUGCCUGUGGGUCGGGCUGCUGCUCCUGCUGAAACACCACGAUGGGGCAGCCCACAAACUGGUGUGCUAUUUCACCAGCUGGGCCCAGAGUCGGCCUAGUCCAGCCUCAGUCUCACCCAGAGACCUGGACCCCUUUCUCUGCACUCACCUGAUAUUAGCUUUCGCCUCCAUGGACCACAAUCAGAUUGUUGCUAAGAAUCCCCAGGAUGAAAAAAUUCUCUACCCGGAGUUCAACAAGCUCAAGGAGAGAAACAGGGAACUAAGAACGCUGCUGUCCAUCGGGGGCUGGAACUUUGGCACAGCCAGGUUCACCACCAUGCUGUCCACAGUGGCCAGCCGGAAAGCGUUCGUUGACUCAGCGAUCUUCUUCCUGAGGACACAUGGCUUUGAUGGCCUGGACCUCUUCUUCUUGUACCCUGGGCUCAGAGGCAGCCCUGUACAAGAUCGCUGGACCUUCACUCUCUUAAUUGAAGAGCUGCUGGUCGCCUUCCAGAAGGAGGCGCUGCUCACCACACGGCCAAGGCUGCUGCUCUCUGCUGCAGUGUCUGGGAACCUACACAUCAUCCAGACUUCUUACGAUGUACCUCAGCUUGGAGGACUCCUGGAUUUCAUCAACAUCUUGUCUUAUGAUUUCCAUGGAAGCUGGGAAAAGUUCACAGGACACAACAGCCCCCUGUUUUCUCUGCCUGAAGACUUCAAAUCUUCGGCAUACGCCAUGACUUACUGGCAAAAGCUUGGGGUACCUCCAGAGAAGCUCAUCAUGGGAGUCCCCACCUAUGGACGGACUUUUCAGCUCCUCAGAGCCUCAAAGAAUGGGUUGCAGGCCCAAAGUGUGGGACCCGCACCUGCAGGGAAGUACACCAAGCAAGCUGGCUUCUUGGCUUAUUAUGAGAUUUGUUCUUUUGUCCAGAAAGCAAAGAAGCGCUGGAUCCAUGAUCAGUAUGUGCCAUAUGCUUAUGAGGAGCGGAACUGGGUUGGCUACGAUGAUGCCAUCAGCUUCAGUUACAAGGCAUUGUUUAUAAGAAGACAGCAUUUUGGGGGAGCCAUGGUGUGGACCUUAGACCUGGAUGAUGUUAGGGGCACUUUCUGUGGCACUGGCCCUUUCCCUCUUGUGUAUACCUUGCAUCGUCUCCUGGUGCAGACUGAGCUCAGCUCAACUCCGUCACCUAGCUCUUGGCUCUCAUCUGCCACGGAUCCUUCAGAAACUCUCCCUGCAAGACCCUAUGCCACCACUGCUUUGGGGAUUUUGCUCCCAGGAAAAACAGUUACUGCCAACAUGCCCUACAGAAAGUCUGAGACUAUGACGACAAUCUCCAGAGAUGGGACUGUGACUCCUACAAUGGAAGAUUACACUGAAACUCCAGAAGGGGAGACUGGGAUCCCUGGGGAGAACAUGACUCUACAAGAUGCCCUGUAUUCGCCUUUUGAAGAGAUGAAUAUGUACUUUGGAGAUUAUGGAGGCCGCGUGUAG
Sorex araneus (European shrew) is the source of this 1482-nucleotide messenger RNA. RefSeq names its product oviductal glycoprotein 1 (gene OVGP1). The transcript is spliced from 11 exons. The record is from RefSeq and is a predicted model, not a curated record. The coding region runs from base 1 to 1482 and encodes 493 amino acids. NCBI's taxonomy places the organism in Eukaryota, Metazoa, Chordata, Mammalia, Eulipotyphla, Soricidae. Gene Ontology annotation, cellular component: extracellular region. Gene Ontology annotation, biological process: chitin catabolic process; carbohydrate metabolic process. Gene Ontology annotation, molecular function: chitin binding; chitinase activity.